Molecule: messenger RNA, 6311 nt
Organism: Ornithorhynchus anatinus (platypus)
Lineage: Eukaryota; Metazoa; Chordata; Mammalia; Monotremata; Ornithorhynchidae
Gene: SOAT1
Product: sterol O-acyltransferase 1
Exons: 18
Coding region: 209-1864 (551 amino acids)
Biological process (GO): cholesterol homeostasis; cholesterol metabolic process; cholesterol efflux
Cellular component (GO): endoplasmic reticulum membrane
Molecular function (GO): cholesterol binding; fatty-acyl-CoA binding; cholesterol O-acyltransferase activity
Source: RefSeq, a predicted model, not a curated record
CUUUAUUUCCUGCGGCCGUUGGGACUGGCGGCCGCUUCGUCGAGCGGAGCUGCGGAGGAGCGAGCUGCUGGGCUGGGGACGGGGACAUCUGCGCAGCCCGGGCAGGGCACCAGGGGCCUGUAAUGCUGGUACCACAACUUUUUAUUGCUUUAUUUUGGACAGAAUUGUGAAAGAGGCAACAGAAAGCCUACUGCUGAAAAUUUCCAUCAUGGUGGGUGAAGAGAAACCUUCUGUGAGAAACCGUCGGUUAAACUCCUCAACUUAUGAGACCCUGGAGAAAGAUGAAAACCAGAGAAGACCAGAGGAAGAAGUCACACAGACCCUAAAUAACGGUCGACUUGACAUCCAGCAACUGAUAAGAAAGAAAAUACAGCUUACAGCAGAAGCGGAGCAAUUGAAGCCAGUUUUUAUGAAGGAAGUGGACAAUUACUUUGAUGAAUUUGUGACCAGUUUGAUCGAGAAAUCAACAUCUCUGGACUCUUGUAAUCCCUCUGCCACAUCUUUCUCUACUCUCUCAGAGAGAAAAGAACAUCACAGAAUCAAAGAGCUGAGAGCACCUCCAGAACAUGGGAAGAUCUUUGUUUCAAGGAGAUCUCUUUUAGAUGAGUUAUUUGAAGUGGACCACAUCAGAACAAUUUAUCACAUGUUUAUUGCUCUCCUGAUCCUCUUUAUCCUCAGUACUCUGGUAGUGGAUUACAUUGAUGAGGGAAGGCUGGUGCUAGAGUUCAAUCUCUUGUCCUAUGCUUUUGGCAAGUUUCCCACUGUUAUUUGGGCUUGGUGGACUAUGUUCCUGAGCACACUAACUAUUCCUUAUGUACUCUUUCAACAAUGGGCAAAAGGAUACCCCAAGUCCUCUUAUCCAGUGAUCUACUCUUUAUUCUAUGGACUGCUUUUCAUGGUCUUCCAGAUCAUAGGCUUGGGAUGUGGACCAACCUAUGUCGUCCUGGCAUACUCACUGCCUCCAGCCUCUCGGUUCAUUGUUAUCCUUGAACAGGUUCGUUUUGUGAUGAAAGCACAUUCGUUUGUAAGGGAAAAUGUGCCUCGGGUCCUGGCCUCCAUUAAAGAGAAAUCCAAUGUCCCAAUUCCCCAAGUGAACCAGUAUUUGUACUUCUUGUUUGCGCCUACCCUUAUCUACCGAGACAGUUAUCCCAGGACUGCUACAAUAAGAUGGAGCUAUGUGGCAACCAAAUUUGCGCAGGUGUUUGGCUGUUUAUUUUACGUAUACUAUAUCUUUGAACGACUCUGUGCCCCCUUGUUUCGGAACAUCAAGCAAGAGCCCUUCAGUAUGAGAGUGUUGGUCCUCUGUGUCUUCAACUCCAUUUUACCAGGGGUACUGAUUUUUUUCCUGGCCUUUUUUGCCUUUCUGCACUGCUGGCUAAAUGCUUUUGCUGAGAUGUUACGCUUUGGAGACAGGAUGUUCUACAAGGAUUGGUGGAAUUCCACAUCCUAUGCCAACUACUACCGGACCUGGAAUGUUGUGGUACAUGACUGGCUAUAUUACUAUGCUUACCAGGAUUUCUUGUGGUUUUUCAGUAAGAGGUUCAAAGCAGCUGCCAUGCUGUCCGUCUUCGCAGUUUCAGCUGUUGUUCAUGAGUACGCCCUGGCCCUCUGCUUGAGCUUUUUCUAUCCAGUCCUCUUUGUACUCUUCAUGUUCUUUGGAAUGGCUUUCAACUUCAUUGUGAACGACCGUCGAAAAAGGCCUAUUUGGAAUGUGAUGAUGUGGACUUCUAUCUUUCUUGGCCAAGGUGUCAUCCUUUGCUUUUAUUCUCAGGAGUGGUAUGCACGUCAGCAUUGCCCCUUGAAAAAUCCCACAUUUCUGGACUACAUAAGACCACGAUCCUGGACCUGCCGCUAUCAGUUUUAGAAGAUCGAACUUCGUAUCUGUGAAAAUUAGUUAUACUUUUUGAUUAGUGGGUAGCAGCUGCUCUUUUUUCAAGCUGUUUUGAGUCAGUUCAAUUUAAUUGGACUGCGACAGGCUUGAAAAGUAGCUUAUGCCAUUCAUUGAUAAAAACUACUUCCUUGACCAUCAUCUAAGGCUGAGCCCCUUGAAAUAUUGGUCAGCUGAGUAGGACUACUUCCCUUUUGGGGAUUAGUAACUGAAAUAGAACAGAUUGUCUCUGGUUCAAAUCUACCUGAAGCUCGAAUGGCAUCCGUCCAAUUUUCUUGAACUCAUUCCUUCUCUGUAGCUCUUUCAAGUUUAUCAGAUUGAAAUUUUGUACAUUCUUUGAAGCUCUACUUUGCUGCUAGGGCACUAAUAUAACAAAAGCAUCACAUCUUUGUGCCAUGGAAUUAGCCAAACACAAAAGAGCUACUGUUAUGACUUCUACAGUUCAGAAUUUAUUUCUAAUUAUAUUCUUGGGAUGUAAUGAUGGAUUAAAAAGUAGAAUUGGGGAAAGGAAAUAAUUAUUAAUCCAACACAUUUUCAAAGGUGAUAAAGAGAAUUUUGAGUAACAGUAUAUAUUUAUAAAAUUGCACAAAUCUGGAUUACUAAAUCAAAAGGUAGCUUUCAGAGUGCUGGCUGCUGAUUUCUUAGUAUUUUCUCAAAUUAUGUGGUGGUCUGUUCCACAAAGUCAUUUUGAUACAAAAAGAAGUUUGACUUUCCCCUGGAGUUCAUUUAGCGUAGUCCUUUUGUGCUCCUUGGAGGAGGAAGAGAAGAUUAGCUUUCUCCAUUUUUUUUUAAGAAGUCCAAGUUGUUUAUACUAAAUUGCAUUGUUUUUCAGAUAUCAUGUUUGAAUUUUGUUUUUUUGAACUUCUAUAAAAAAAAAAAUUGAAACAACUCUUGACUUUGUUUGAAAUCCAAGUUUAAAUAGGUAUUUCAAGGUGAAUUUGAAUCUAGCAUUGAAAUCAGCCUCCAGCAAAGUUAUUUUGUUUCCUAAGAAUGAAUUCAUUCAUCUUAAAAUAUUUUCAGACUGUAAAUUAUCUUUAAUAUAAAGGUGAUUAGAUUCUAAAUUUCCAGUAAGAUGAACACUGCAGAUUUCUUUUAGUUAUCACUCUUUAUAGUGGCGAUUCAGUUUGUGGAACAGUUUGAAGUAGCAAUCAUUUUCAGUAGAAUGCUUCAUAGUUUUACUUAGAGGAUUCUAUUCUUUUAUGCAGUCAGACACCAUUAGGAAAAAAUGUGAAUCUUUCAGGGUGCUGGCACAACAUUGAGAAUAAUCAAAGCUCUUGAUCAGUGACUAAAUUAGUAUUUCCAAAAAUGCAAGUAUCACCCUUGUUCUGAAUCUGUAGAAAGUAAAGAAAGUUAGACUGGUAAGAAGAGGGAGCUCUGUAACCUGAAAGAAAGGUUGACUCUCAAUGUUACUCUGAAUAUUUCACAUAUUGGGUCGAUUUUACGUUGAACUAAGAUGUCAGAUUUUUUCUUACUCUUAAAGUGACUUUUUUCCCCAAUCUCGACUUUAGCAAUAGUGGUAGGGAAAGGAAAUAGAUUAGUUCCAAAAUUAAUGAAAAUAGAACUCUUUUACCUUUUGAGCCAUCCUCAAAAAAUAUUCAAGACUGCACUGAAUGAGGACUGAAUAGCUAUUUUGCUUUUCUUAUGUUUUGUCACAACCAGAAUUCCUAGCCUUUCAAUUGGGGUCUACUGGAGUUUUGUGUUCAUUCUCAUUUCUGGAAUAUCAAUUGUUCCCUUUUCUAGCUGACCUAAUAUGGUGCUUCAGCUUACCUGGAGAAAUUUUAGUUUAGAACCCUAUAGGGGGCUUUUUAUCUCCUGCUGCUGUGUCCCAUCAUUGAAUGAUUUAAUGUGAGAACUUGAAUCCUGCGGCUGCACUGAAUGGGAGUUUGUUGAAGUUCUUGAGAGCUUCUGGGAUGAUGAUUUGUGCCAUUACCUCAUCGGGAAGAUCAGCAUUUAAAGUGAAAAGAUGUUUUGGUGGGUGUUCUUUAGAGCUGAAAGAUUAAAAACUGUUAAUAGUUGAAAUAUUAUUAUUGAUAAAACCAUGAUCCAGAUGACUUCAGAUGCGAGCAUGCAGAGGUCUUGUCUUAGAGAAUGGAAUCCGUAAAUUGAUUUACCACAUAUAUUGGUGAACUUCUGAAUUUACCUUGAUUUUUCUAGUAGGAUAUUAAGGAGACUUCAGUUGCUUAAAACCAUUUAAAUAUCUGGUAGAAUCAUGUGCAGUUAAGUGUGGCCAAAAGAAACUUCGGAUUGAGCAUGUGAGCAGUGUAGCAAUUAGGUGCCACAAAUAGCUUCUCCUAUUGGGAAAAUAAAAUUUCACUUACAAUAAUUGUUUAACUGUGUAUAUAUGUGAAGGAUGAGCUUCUUAUUGUUAUACAUGAUGUUUCUGGGAAUUUCUAUCAGCAAAAAGAGGAUAGGUCUUACAUAUCUUAGAAUUCCAUCCAGGGAUACACCUGCUGUUCCUAAAUUACUAAAGAUCUUAACUAGUUUUUGAGUCCCAAUUUCUUAGGUGCAAUACAAAUCACAAGUGUUUGUCAUCAGAAAAAGAUGUUCAAGGGGUCUUAGACAAGAAAAUACCAUAGAUGCACCAGGAAACACUCAACAUGAGCUUACCAGAUGUUGGAAAAACAAGUCAAGCAUGGUAAACCUGUAUGGUUCAAUAACACAUAUUCUCAAAACUGAUUUUAACCAAGUUAUGGGAAUGUUUUAAAUGCCUUGCGCUUGACUUGGAAGAGAGUUGCUAUUCUUGGGAAAUUUCAUAUUUUGUUUUUGGCAAACUUGCAGGACUUAACAUGCUCCCUUGCAACAGAAUUUUCAGGGGCAGCAUUGUUAAAGGUAACUCAUGGGGUAACGUUAUUCUCAGUUUUGAUACUUGGAAGAGCUGCAGACUUGAACUUAAGUAUAGCCCUAGAUGAGGUAGCAAGAAAUAUUGGGCUCACAGGGACCAGCAGGAUGUGAUUUUUUUUUUUUCCACCAAUAGGUAAAAGGGUAUCUCAGGAACUGUUUGCCUGUCUCUUGCAAUUUAUUUCAGUCCCUUCUGUCUUACAGUGUUGAAAAAUCUGUUUCUUUGUUUUUUUUCUUUUUUCAUAUCUAGGACAGAUAAAUAAUGGGUUAAAACUUUUUCAUAGAUUUCUUGCCAAAAGUUAAUGGCUUGUAAAGUUAAAGCUAAAAUUUGGAAUUGGAAGAUUAUUGGUGGACAAUGUAAAUGUCAAGAUACAAUAGGGAAUGCAAUGAGUGCUCUUCAGGGAAGUUUCAUAAGAUCCUUAUGAAUUCAUGAAAUCUGCCCCAGGCAUAUAUUUCUGGGGAGAAUGGGAAGUAGAAUUAACCUUGACAUAUACAUAUUUGAUUUUAGGUUGGUAGUUGUCUCCUUACAUUUACAGACUGUCUCAUUAAAUCAAUAGGAUUCAUGUUUUUCAGAAAGGGGAAAAAAAGGAUCUACAGACUUUUGUUGGGGGGGAAAAAGAGGAAAGUUUAAUGAGCAAAGGCAGGAAAGUUGGGUAUAAAAGCCUCACCUGUUUUUCACUGUUUCUGUUGACCAAACACCUCUUUCUUUCCCAAAUUUAGCUGAAAUUCACUGACUCAAAAUGAUUAAGCUGCUCAAACUAGAUGAGAAACCUAAUAGCUUGUUUAUGCUCCCAAUUGAAAAUGUGGGAAGAUACCUUUUAUUUUUUAUAAAGGCUUCCCUUUUCUUUUAGGGAAUACUUUACAUUUCUAUAUUUUAAUGGAGCUUCAUGGUUGACUUCCAUAUUUGGGCAUCACACUUAAGCUGUCAGCACAACUACUGUUAAAAUAUUAAUUUACAUAGGUGCUGCACAUUGUUCUUAGUGAUGUUGGUUUCAAUGUUCAGUGAUAGGGCACUCUCUGGCCCCACAGUGGUGUAGAAACCUGGGAGGGAUGCCUCAGCCAAUGUUGACAUUUUUCUUUUGAGCCCAAUUUUGGGUCUAAACGUCAUGGGCAAAAGUGCCAAGAAAUGAACUUUAAGAAUGAGGGAGGGACUGGUGUAAGUGUCCCAAAUCAGCACUUUACCUCUUGAGCCCAAACACUUUCUUCACUUGUUUCAGCCAUUCAACACUGUACACGUAUCCAGGCUCUUCAGAGAACAGUAAAAGGGUCACUCCAAUCUGAAUUUGACUUUUGUAAUCAGAAUUGUACAGACUUGCCUGCCUUUUGUUGCUUUCCCUAGUGCCUGUUGUCUUUGAAUCUGAAUCUUUGUCCAAUCACUGGUACUACAACUUGUUCUGUAUACAUUGUACUAACUUUUUUAAAAAAACUUUUUUAACUUUUGGAAAAAAUAUAUAUGGAAUGGUAAUUCUGCAUAUAUGAAGACUAUGGUAAAUAAAUAUAUUUGGAAAAAAAUUGGUCUUCCUGAUGUCACAAAAAUGUAACUUCUAUUUGUUGUUCCUUCAUAUUAAAAGAAAUAUUAAUAUUA